CAGGGUAUAAUGUUUAAGGUCAGCGACUGAGUAAGUCUUUCCAGUCGGGAAAAUGUCGGGCUCAUGUUGCCGUAAAUGGCUAAUGGCCGCGUGGUUAUUAUACACAGGACUUCCCUAUGCUAUGUCAGACUUAUUCCUUGUUGCCUCCACUUCACGGACCGUAGUCACCAAGGUCUUCAUCUUCAACACAAAUUCCUUCUCUGUUGCCGCUAAAAUCAAAGGACUGAAACAAGACUCUUCAGGUCUGCAAGCUGCAAGCGAAUGGGAUGUGUCAAUUUCGGCCAACAGCUUCGUGUCCAUAGAACUUCCUUCUGAUAUGAAUAUGAACGCUACUGGUAUUUAUGAUAACCACGCCAUCUCCGUCCAGUCAUAUUACGAUAUUUACCUGUUGAUGCAGAGUCAGACAUCAUCUGUCGGUAAUCUAAUCAGGCCGCAACAUAUUUUGCUGUUCGGUCUAGUCUUCUAUCCUAUAACGCCGAAAUGCCUUAACUACAACGUCCUACAUUUCAUGGCAAAAUAUACUACAACCAUUGACGUAGUAUUCCCCUCAAGCAAACCAAACACAUUGUUUGCUACGUUUGAAGGUAGUAGUUAUUACGGAGGAGACACCCUCGUCCUGGAACUCCUUGGAUAUGCCACAGCUAUGGUAGAGAGCAUUGAAGACCUGACUGGAACCAUUGUCAGAGCAAACGCACCAAUAGGUAUGUUCUCCGGGUGUGACUACAACGUUACACAAAACAUGCAUGACUACCGGUCAGACUGGGUUCUGGGACUGAAGGAUAUGGGUCGACAGUAUGUAAUCAUGGCACAUGAAGUCCCAAGCUUUUCGUACGAGAAGUAUGUAAUUGUUUCGGCGACAGAUAACACUACUGUCAUCAUCUACUCACAUGAUAAUUGCGAUGAAGUGCUUUUAGAACACAGCGGCGACAGUCACGUCGUAAGCUUGUCGUCCAUCAAUGAGGUCGUGGUGGCCGACAAGCUCAUCGUUGUGGUUCAUUUACCAUACAACAUGGCGGGAUACCAUAACAUGUAUUAUGUCAUGCCUGUUUCACUCUUUAAUACAGAAUAUGCAGCGCCAUCUUUCAAUGGUUUUCAAUUCAAAGUAAAAAUGACUUUCAAUAAUGAAAGUGAGAACUUUUUUGUGUUAGACGGACAAGGAGUUACAAUCGAAGUUCGCGAUCAUCAUCUCACUGAUUUCAUUGCUGUCGGAAUCAUAAAUGACGGCUUCUCUACAAACUCGAUCCAGCAUUUAAAAACGAACGACGGAUAUACCUUCGGUGGAUAUAUGUGGAGUGUAGAUAUUAAUGAAAGACUUUUUAUCACAUCUCUCGGCAGGAAAACAACAAGACAACUUACGUACCUAGCUCAAGUUUCAGCGAUACGUGACCACUUAAGUACAGAAAAAUCUAGCUCGUAA
Molecule: messenger RNA, 1417 nt
Organism: Pecten maximus
Lineage: Eukaryota; Metazoa; Mollusca; Bivalvia; Pectinida; Pectinidae
Exons: 3
Coding region: 53-1417 (454 amino acids)
Source: RefSeq, a predicted model, not a curated record